Molecule: messenger RNA, 2092 nt
Organism: Girardinichthys multiradiatus
Lineage: Eukaryota; Metazoa; Chordata; Actinopteri; Cyprinodontiformes; Goodeidae
Product: gastrula zinc finger protein XlCGF57.1-like
Exons: 2
Coding region: 260-1945 (561 amino acids)
Biological process (GO): regulation of transcription by RNA polymerase II
Molecular function (GO): DNA-binding transcription factor activity, RNA polymerase II-specific; RNA polymerase II cis-regulatory region sequence-specific DNA binding
Source: RefSeq, a predicted model, not a curated record
GCAGAUGUAAGAUGCAACAAUGGCGGGUCUGGAGGGAAGAUUGCGUUUUCUAUGUGGAAGUACAGACACUACUUUAUUCUCCUUGAGGUGUGGAAAACAAUAAUACAUUUAGUCAUGAUUUCCGGUUCCGCUGGCCCCGCCCCCUCUUCCCAAACACGUGGAUCUCUUCCGGGUUCUUCAUCCUUUGUUCUCUGUUCGUCAGCAGCCCAGAAGCGGGAGUGUUGAUAAAGCUGUAAGAGAGCUGCAGCAGCAGCAGUUGAUGAACUCUGGAAAGAAGUCCAGCAGCUUGAGGAACAUCUGGUCAAAGAAACUGGAGGGAAGCAGGAGCUCAAACAGCGGCAGGACGCAGCAGAGGAAGAGACACCAGAUGAUGGAUGAUGUUUUCCAGCCCAGAUUAGAUUUUAAAGAAGAGGCUCCUGAAGAACAGAGUCCUGAUAUGGACCAGCAGGAACUGGAGCUCCUCCACAUAAAAGAGGAAAGUGAAAGAAUCUGGACCAGCCAGGAUGGAGAACAACUGAAUGUGAAGGAGGAGACUGAUGAUACCAGGUUUCCAGUAACUGUUGUUAAUAUGAAGAGUGAAGAGGAUGAAGAGAAACCUCUGUUCUCUCAGCUUCAUCAACACCACACAGACGACAGAGAUCUUCCAAGAAGUAUCUCAACUGACCAGAUAAAAGCAGAAAUUAAAGAAGAGGACUGUGGAACAGCAGAAAUCAGCAUAAACCCAGAUCUAAAUACUCAUGGAGGCUCUUCCAACUAUUUAGAGACUAAAGACGGUGAAGAUGAUGAAGAGGAUGAUGAUGUGAAGCAUCAUAAAUCUGAGCUUAAACACUUAUCAGACUCUGAAACUGAAGACAGUGAGGAGGAUUGGAAGGAGAGCAGGACUUCAGGAUCAGGCAGAAACACUGUCAACAAAUCUUUGAGCUGCUCUGAGUGUGGAGGAAAAUUUGCUAACAGACGCUCUCUUCAGAGUCACAUGACAUGUCAUCCAAGAUUAACGUCUUCAGAUUGUUCUGGUAAUGAGAUUUGUUUCAGAGAAAAGAAAAUUAUAGAUUCACUGACAAAUGUCCAGAAAGGUAGUAAAACAUUUAAUUGUGGUGAGUGUGGUCAAGGUUUUACCAGGAAAUAUAAUUUAAAACGACACACAAAAGUCCAUACUGGGGAGAAACCUUUUAUUUGUGAUGCAUGUGGAAAAAGAUUUUCCUCCAAGUCAAAAUUAAACACACACAUGAGAAUCCACACAGGAGACAAACCUUUUGUUUGUGAUGCUUGUGGAAAAAGAUUUGUCUACAAGUCAGCUUUAAACAGGCACUUGAGAAUUCACAAAGGAGACAAACCCUUUGCUUGUGAUGUAUGUGGAAAAAGAUUUGUCUUCAAGUCACAAUUAAACACACACAUGAGAAUCCACACAGGAGACAAACCCUUUCCUUGUGAUGUAUGUGGAAAAAGCUUUGUGCAGAAGUCAACUUUAGAUAAACACAUGAGAAUUCACACAGGAGAUAAACCUUUUGGUUGUGAUGCAUGUGGGAAAAGAUUUGUGCAGAUGUCAACUUUAGAUAAACACAUGAGAAUCCACACAGGAUAUAAACCUUUUGGUUGUGAUGCAUGUGGGAAAAGAUUUUACUACAAGUCAGAAUUAAAUACACACAUGAGAAUUCACACAGGAGAUGAACCUUUUAGUUGUGAUGCAUGUGGAAAAAGAUUUGUCUACAAGUCAGUUUUGAACAGGCACAUGAGAAUUCACACAGGAGACAAACCCUUUGGUUGUGAUGCAUGUGGAAAAAGAUUUGUCUUCAAGUCACAAUUAAACAGACACAUGAGAAUUCACACAGGAUAUAAACCUUUUAGUUGUGAUGCAUGUGGAAAAAGAUUUGUCUACAAGUCAGUUUUGAACAGGCACAUGAGAAUUCACACAGGAGACAAACCCUUUGGUUGUGAUGCAUGUUGAAAAAGUUUUGCUUCAAAAUCAUAUUUAUACAAACACAUGACAAAUCCACACAGGAGAGAAAAAAAACAUUUGGUUCAGAUGCUUGUGGCAACUUCUUUGCCUUCAAGUCAUCUUUAAACAUACACAAAAGAAUCCAAACUGGAGAGA